Messenger RNA from Pyricularia grisea, 2234 nucleotides. RefSeq lists its product as uncharacterized. Gene Ontology annotation, molecular function: pyruvate dehydrogenase (acetyl-transferring) kinase activity. Gene Ontology annotation, cellular component: mitochondrion. Gene Ontology annotation, biological process: regulation of glucose metabolic process; protein phosphorylation. Lineage: Eukaryota; Fungi; Ascomycota; Sordariomycetes; Magnaporthales; Pyriculariaceae. The record is from RefSeq and is a predicted model, not a curated record. The coding region runs from base 183 to 1592 and encodes 469 amino acids. The transcript is spliced from 2 exons.
CCUGGGUAGCUAUGCACCUCAUUCCGUAAACGGGCAGCCUUUUGAUGGGCAGCGAGAGGUUAUAUUAUCUCACACCAAUUUCCUUCUGCAUGCUGCAAUAAGCUCGACUUGAAAGCACGGCUCUACUCAAGAGGUCAGCUGGGGCAUGUUUCAACAACCCGGCGAACAGAAACGAUGAAAACAUGUACAAGAUGACGAUAUCUGCGAGGCCGCUGUGGACAUGCCACCCAAGAGCCUCGAAUAUUGGUCUGAGAUUGUUCUCUUCUUCCACUAAGCAGCUCGCUCCGAAUGGAACUGUUGUAGGAAGCAAUGAGACCAAGCCACUAGACACUGGCUCCCGAGCUUCGAAUGCGUCAUUUGACGAGGGACAAAUUUCACGCCUUGCAGGAAAGCAUCUUCACAACCUCAAUCUUGCCGACCUUGUCAAGCAUGGCAGGCCACCGCUCUCGGAGGAGGCCCUCCUCCAGUCAGCCAACUUCACGCUGAGUUUGCUCCCAAUUCGACUGGCACACCGACUUCAAGCCCUACGCAACCUGCCAUACAUCGUAGUGUCGAACCCGAACAUUCGUACUAUAUACAACAACUACCAACGUUCUCUGGAGACCCUACUGCCUUGGGAGGAGCGGGGCGGUAUAAAUACCUUGGGGGAGGAGGUUGAGUUUACAGAAGUUCUCGCCCAGUUGGUUCGCACACAUGCCGAUACUAUACCAAUUCUUGCCCGCGGUUUCCUGGAGUGUCGCCGCUACGUGAGCCCUCAAGACGUCACGGCCUUUCUCGAUGCCCAUUUGCGCGCCCGCAUCGGUACACGUCUUGUAGCCGAGCAGCACAUCGCGCUGCACUACUCCUCACAGCCACACUUUGACCCGGCCGCGAGUCCAGUCCCAUGCCCCGAGGAACCUUCGUUUGUGGGUGUCAUUGACACAGCACUCAAACCUGUUGAUAUUCUCGACCAUUGUGGCGGUGCCGUAGCUGAGAUAUGUGAGCUACGUUACGGUGUUCGUCCAGAGUGGGUAGUCAAUGGUUCGCCAGACACUACAUUUGCAUACGUUCCCAUGCAUUUGCAUUAUAUCCUCACGGAGCUACUGAAAAAUGCUUUCCGUGCCACGGUUGAAAACAACAUGAGCAAAGAGCCCAUCGAGGUCACUAUCGCACCUGCUUUACCUCUGGAUGACAGCCGUGGCCUGCGUCUGAAACCGCCAUCCGUCUCACGCGGUGCUUUCCGUUCCGAUGUAAUACAGCCUCUGGACGACAACGCACCUGGAGUGACUAUUCGGAUACGUGAUCGUGGUGGCGGUAUUGCGCCCGAGGUUCAGCCAAAUAUCUGGUCGUAUAGCUACACAACAUUUUUUGACCAGGACGAUAGUUUGCCUGGAGGGGCCGGCGGAAGUGGAGGUGGGAGCACUGGUGACUUUGCACUCAAUAUAAUUUCGAGCGCGAGCAACGGUCGCAGCUCUAUUGCUGGGCUGGGCUACGGGCUACCGCUCAGUAGAGCUUACGCUGAGUAUUUUGGGGGCAGCAUCGACGUUCAAAGCCUACACGGCUGGGGUACUGACGUCUAUCUACGACUUAACGGGGUCGGAAGACUGGAGUGAGGGCUUUCCUUGAAUUUUGCCAUGCAUCUAAUACCCUUUUACUAACAUUACGUCUACAUUUCUUUUUCUUAUAGGAAUAUUUCCAAACCUCCGAAGGCUUGAUCGGGGCCACACUGAAGUCUAAAUCUAGGCCUUGUGGAUGAAACGGGCUUCUCUGUCACCUCGGAUCAAACUAGCAUACGAUUUCAUAUUCUGAAGGGGAUGAGCAGUUAUCCCAUGACAGCGGGAUUAUUACGUAUUUUAUACACAGCUUGAUACCAUUUUACGGUCAGUUACAGAUCGGCCGCUUUACAUACUAUCAGCAGAGUCCGUGUAUCAUACCUCAAGUUGCUUGUUUCGGGCUAGAGUUUGCAUGAUCAAAUGUUCUGGUAUCGUCUUUGGUCGAGUCGAUGCAGUUAUGUAUACCUAACUCCAUAGGUAUGGUGGCAAACAGAAAAUCACUGUUGGCUCUACGCAAAGGGACGUGGAACAGAGGUGUCAGUUGGUUGUGCUUCUAUUACCGACAGCGCCGGCAUCCUUUUUGUUAGGCAUUGGGGUCGACUUGUUAGCACGAGUUGGAUUCUAGAUGUAUGAUCCCCCAAGUGGAUGUUCCACACGGUGUCCAGAGAGCAGACUAUGGAAUAAUCAAAGCUGAGGUCGGAC